This is a messenger RNA of Caenorhabditis elegans, 1643 nucleotides long. RefSeq names its product CUB-like domain-containing protein (gene K10D11.3). The transcript has 11 exons. The record is from RefSeq and is marked reviewed. The coding region runs from base 47 to 1555 and encodes 502 amino acids. Lineage: Eukaryota; Metazoa; Nematoda; Chromadorea; Rhabditida; Rhabditidae.
UAUCAACUGUGCAGGAGACACUCAACAGAUUUUAUCUACCAGAAAAAUGAUUUGGCUUGUGUUUUUCAGCUUUAUUCUUAAAUUGAUUUCUGCUUUUAAUGGUGAAGACAUUUUUGUGUUAUGCCCCACCCAAGACACCCAAUUUCCAACUAAAAAUAAUAAUUCUUCAACUGAUCAAUACAAUCCCUAUUACUAUCCAUAUCCUUGGUGGCCAAAUUCCUAUAUUCCACGUUACAAGUCAAAUCAGUUUUGUAAAUGGACUGUCGUAAUUCCAGACCGGACAUUUAUAAAUUUCACAAUGAUUGCGGAUAUUGCUGAUGAUAGCGCAUUAAUGAUUACCGAUAGUAAUGGAAAUCAAGAGAAUAUCAUGACAAGUGAUCUCCAGCCGUACGUUUUUGUUGGAAACAAGUUCACUAUCAAUUUGAUAGUUGGUGCCAACGGGAACUCAACGAAAUUUGGAUUUGUGGUGCAAUGGAGUCCGUUUCCAACCCCAAAUCCAGUAUUCUACCAUGUCAAUAAAACUAGUCCAGCUUUAUUUUUCGAUGAAAUGCUGUACGAGAACUCCGUCACAAUCACUGCAGAAACUAGAGCGACCAUCGUGGCUUUUCCCUCAACGUAUCCAGACUUCACGCCACUCCUCCGUAUUACACUGGUAUUCGAUGGCCCUGAUUUGAAUUCUCCAUACCUUGGAACUUUAUUCCAAGCCUUGCGUUCCAACAAGCCAAUGGUGUCUAAUUCGAAGCAAAUGACAGUUUUUACGUUUCAAGAAAAUUAUAUUGUUGGAUCCAACUUUGUUGUUCAGGACUAUUAUAAUGUUCAAAGCCUCUCGGCAACAAAAGGUGUGACUUGUUGGAGUGAUACUUCAUGUCCGGUGACUCUGAACGCAGCGAAAGGCCCAGUUUCAGCAAUGACAUUGAAUCCAGAUGAUGGGAAACAAUAUGUUAAGCAGUUGGCUUUGAGUCCAAAUUCAGUUUUGAAAAUAUAUAACGGAGCAAGAAGAGAAGGUGAUGAUUCGAAUCUAAUCACAACGUAUAACUGUGAGCAGUCAAAAACAAGUAUUCCACAAAAGUUUUAUGGAACUAUCGUAACAUAUUACUUGGCAAAUGGAACGGCACUGGUCGAGCUUGCGGAAGAUUCUAAUUUCACUCGGUGGAAUGACGCGUCAGACGGGAGACAAGGAUUCAUAAGUUCUAGAAGAUAUGGAAAACUUGAUUUCUUCCAAGAUGUCAAGGAGGAAAUUGGAGGAUUGGAUUCUAAUCAAACGUUUUCAUUUGAAAUCAAUGUAAUCCGCCUCGAUGUUUCAAAUUCUGCAGAGUUGGUAAUAAGUUUCAAGAACGCAACCGGUGAAGAUGUACACAAAUUCUCCAAAGAAAAUAAUUAUCAAUCCAGAGUAUUUCAAGGAAUUGGUAGAAAUAUGACAGUGCAAUAUAAUUCGAACGGUGAAGAAACUAGCGGAUUCUAUUUGCACUUCAAAAUCGAGGCUCACAACGGGUGCCCAGGAAAUUAUUUCACCAUGACUGCAUUUUUAUUAUUAUUUCUUCCACUGUUAUAUUGAAAACGUCGACAACUCACACCUACUGGUAUAACUGUAAUUGUCAUAUAUUAUUUUCUGGUAAUUUUUUGAAUAAAAUUGAUCAUGUUUU